Molecule: messenger RNA, 3003 nt
Organism: Melitaea cinxia (Glanville fritillary)
Lineage: Eukaryota; Metazoa; Arthropoda; Insecta; Lepidoptera; Nymphalidae
Gene: Unc-115a
Product: actin-binding LIM protein 2
Exons: 18
Coding region: 337-2805 (822 amino acids)
Biological process (GO): lamellipodium assembly; cytoskeleton organization
Cellular component (GO): actin cytoskeleton
Molecular function (GO): actin filament binding
Source: RefSeq, a predicted model, not a curated record
UGCCGAGGGCGAGGCGGCGGCGCGGCGCAGUGCUCGCCGAGGUUCCGCCGCGACCGGUGCUCCGCGCAAACCACGUCUAGCGAUCUCUGGUUUAUCGCGAUUCGCAGUCUCGAACGCUAAGGUGCCCGUGAUAAUUCCGAUACUAUUCCACCAAUCGCGGCCGGCUUUGGUACGCGAACGAUAAACUAUCAGCUUGCCGGCGAUCCGCGCCGAAUUGAAACUUUUCACGGGUCCGAGCGUCCCGGUAAUAACUGAGUGCUUUUACACGGGAUUCUGUUGCUAAUAUUACAUUAUCUUCGUGUAUAUUGUCUGUGUGGAUCCGACCUGACGUAGAAGAUGAAGUCGAAGGAGGAGGUGGACACGAAGGUCCAAACGGGGACUUUUAUUUUAUCCGAGAAAAUCGACGACACCAAGUCGAAGAAGAGUGAGAAGGAAAUGAAGAAGGAGAUGAAGAAGCUCGAAAAGGAGAAGCAGGAAAGGGAGAAGAGGGAGAAAAAGGCGAGGGAAAAGGAGAAGGAGCGUGAGAAACAAGCAAAAAAAGGCAAGGUGGUGUGCGGCGCGUGCGGCGGCAAGUGCAGCGGCGAGGUGCUCCGCGUGUCGGACAAGUACUUCCACACGGCGUGCUUCACGUGCAGGACCUGCUCCGCGUCGCUGGCGCGCGGCGGCUUCUUCUGCAAGGACGGACACUACUACUGCCCGCAGGACUACCAGCGCGCAUUCGGCACGCGCUGCGCGGCGUGCAACCAGUACGUGGAGGGCGAGGUGGUCUCCGCGCUCGGGAACACCUACCACCAGAAAUGCUUCACCUGCGCACGAUGCAAGCGCGCGUUCCCGUCCGGCGAGAAGGUGACGUACACGGGCAGCGAGGUGGUGUGCGCGGCGUGCACCAGCGCGCCGCAGAAGCACACGGCGCGCGCCGCGCGCUCGCCCGCCGCCUCGCCGCCCGCCGCCUCGCCCGCCUCGCCCGCCGCGCCCGCCUCCGACGGGGAGCGCGAGCAGAGGCAGCCCGACCCCAAUGAAUGCGCGGGCUGCGGGCAGGAGCUGUGCGAGGGGCAGGCGCUGGUGGCGCUGGAGCGGCAGUGGCACACGUGGUGCUUCGCGUGCGGGCAGUGCGGCGCCGUGCUGCAGGGCGAGUACAUGGGCCGCGCCGGCGUGCCCUACUGCGAGCGCGACUACCAGCGCCUGUACGGCGUGCGCUGCGCCUACUGCCAGCGGUACAUCUCCGGCAAAGUGCUGCAGGCCGGUGAGAACCACCACUUCCACCCGACGUGCGCGCGCUGCAGCAAGUGCGGCGACCCGUUCGGCGACGGCGAGGAGAUGUUCCUGCAGGGCGCCGCCAUCUGGCACCCGCGCUGCGGGCCCGCGCCGCACGCGCCGCUCACGCCGCUCGACCUCGAGCGCGCCUCCUCCGAGCUGCAGUUCUCGCUGCGCUCGCGCACGCCCAGCGUCAACGGCUCCUACUGCAGUCCCUACAGUAGCUUGACCAGGAAGUACGGCUACCGCGCCGUGUCGCCGGGGCUGACGCUGCGCGAGUACCGCGACGACACGUGCUCGCCGCACCGCAUCACCACGUACUCGUACCUGGCCGGCGAGCCCGCCACGCUGCGCCGCUGCGUGCAGCCCUACGACCGCCCGCCCACCUCGCCGCACUUCCACCGCCCGCCAUCGUCCGCCAGCACGCGCGCCUCGUCCCGCGCCGGCAGCAAGGCGUCCUCGCGGCCCGGCAUGCGCGUGCUCGUCGACUCCAUCCGCUCCGAGACGCCGCGCCCCAAGUCGCCGCACAUGAACAACGAGGAGCCCAUCGAGCUGUCUCACUACCCGUCGGCCUACAAGCCGCCACCCGGCACCAAGCCCAAGAUUGAGCGCGAUGACUUCCCCGCGCCACCCUACCCCUACACAGAUCCUGAGCGGCGGCGGCGCUGGUCCGACACGUAUAAGGGCGUGCCCGACAGUGACGACGAGGGCGAGCGCGUCAACGGACUGAACGGGGACGUCGACCCGCAGCUGCGGAGGGAGGAGCAGGAGCUCGCCAAGAUCGAGAGCGGCAUCGCGCAGGUGUUCCUCAAAGAAGUGAAGGAGCGCGAGAAGCUUCAGCAGUGGAAGAAGCAGAACCUCGACCCCAGGAACGCCAGCAGGACGCCGUCGGCGGCGCGCGAGGCGGGCGCGCGGCUGCGCUACUCGUCGCCGGUGGGCGCGUCGCCGUCGCGCACGCUCGACCGCCCGCGCGCGCCCGAGCCGCUGCACCACCACGUGCCCUCCUACAACGUGGUGUCGUCGCUGCGCGCGGCGCCGCGGCCCGGCUACGGGCUGGCGGCGCGCUCGCACACCUUCUCCUCCAGCACCGCGGGUGACUUCACAUUCAGCGGGCUUGGCGACAAGACGCACAGCACCGACUUCAGCAGCGGCAAGUCAGACAUAUCUGCCGGCUCUAUCACGGACGUCGAUAGAAGUGCUGUGACGACGGACGGCGUGGCGGCGCGCGGCGCGGCGGGGGCGGGCGCGGGCGCGGGGGCGGGCGGCGGGGCGGGCGGCGUGGGCGGCGUGGGCGCGCGCGGCGGCGGCGUGCGGCGCUCGCUGCCCAACAUGGCCACGUCGCACCUGCUGCACGAGCCCGCCAAGCUCUACCCCUACCACCUGCUGCUCAUCACCAACUACCGCCUGCCGCCCGACGUCGAUCGGCUCAAUCUCGAGCGGCACCUGUCGGACGCGGAGUUCGAGGCCAUCCUGCAGGUCGGGCGCCAGGACUUCUACCGCCUGCCGCAGUGGCGCCGCAACGAGCUCAAGCGGCGCGCGCGCCUCUUCUGAGCUCCCCCCACCCCUCCACCCCCUCCCCAUCGUCCACUCCCUCUCUCCUCUCACUUUGGAACUCGUCUAAGUUAUUUAUUCCUCCGUGUCUCGUCUCGGGGAGAACCGAGCCGUUGCGAUGCGACUCGCGUGUCGCGUCGAGCGGCCGAUGUAGCGCUUCGACUGUUCGCGUUUAAGAAUAAUAAUAUAUUGAUAUUA